Messenger RNA from Zalophus californianus (California sea lion), 1593 nucleotides. It is a transcript of the gene IL36RN, whose product is annotated as interleukin 36 receptor antagonist. Bases 439 to 906 code for a protein of 155 amino acids. Gene Ontology annotation, biological process: cellular response to lipopolysaccharide; inflammatory response to antigenic stimulus. NCBI's taxonomy places the organism in Eukaryota, Metazoa, Chordata, Mammalia, Carnivora, Otariidae. Gene Ontology annotation, molecular function: cytokine activity; interleukin-1 receptor binding. The record is from RefSeq and is a predicted model, not a curated record. The transcript is spliced from 6 exons.
GGAAGAUGGAGCCAGACCAGUACUCUUUCUGUCUUCCUACCUACUGACUUUUUUCUUCCACAUUUGGCUUAUUUCCAAUUUUCAGCUGCAGAAUCUGGUUCAAGUCCUAGCUGUUCUGUGGAGAGAGGUCCAGAAAUGGCCAAACCACACAAUCUGUGGCAGGUGAGUCCUCAGACUCUGGAGGCCUCUGAAGUAUAGAUAAGCAAAGCACCUGGACCUGCUCUGAAGGGUCUCACCUGGAUCUGAGGUCUGAUGGCACAAAGCCCGUACUGCUUUUGAGAUAAUGUUGACACAGUGAAUGCGCAGCAGAUGUGAACCUUUCUUCUAAAAGGGAUUUGAAAAUCCACAGCAUAAUCUGUGGUCAUUCAGCCAGGCUGAGUUGGAGCCUUCUCCCUCUCUGGGUCAGAAUAGGAGAGUCUAUACACUGUGAAGCUCAAGAUGGUCCUGAGUGGGGCGCUGUGCUUCCGAAUGAAGGAUGCGGCCUUGAAGGUGCUUUAUCUGCAUGAUAACCAGCUUCUAGCCGGAGGGCUGCAUGCAGGGAAGGUCAUCAAAGGUGAGGAGAUCAGUGUUGUCCCCAACCGGUCUCUGGAUGCCAAGCUGUCUCCAGUCAUCUUGGGCGUCCAGGGAGGGAGCCGGUGCCUGUCGUGUGGGACAGGGCAGGAACCUACUCUAAAACUAGAGCCAGUAAACAUCAUGGAACUCUACCUCGGUGCCAACGAAUCUAAGAGCUUCACUUUCUACCGGCGGGACACAGGGCUCACCUCCAGCUUCGAGUCAGCUGCCUACCCAGGCUGGUUCCUCUGCACCGUGCCCGAAGCAGACCAGCCUCUCAGACUUACCCAACUCUCAGAGGAUGCCAGCUGGGGCAACCCCAUCACAGACUUCUACUUCCAGCAGUGUGACUAGGGCAAUGCACCCCCCAGAACCUACCUGGGCAGAGCUGGCUCAGGCAGGGGCGGAGGUAGAGAAGGACACUGAUGGCAACCAUCCCCCCAUCUGUUCUCAGGGCCCCACCUCUGGCUGGGUACUUGGCCACUCUCCCUUUUGAUUCCCAGUUUGGGUAAAUCCUUCUGAGAUUUGGGGCUUAGUCCACAGUUUCUUUCCCUAUUGAGUGGUGCUACUGGUGUAGAACCUUGCAAAAACCACUCAAGAUAAACUGGAAGUCACAUAAAAAGUUUCCCAGGGGUCGGGGUGGGGGGAGUGUUGGAAACCCUUCAUGCUUCAUGGUAACUUACCCAGUACCCCUGAGCCCCACAAGCCAGCCAAUCCCAAGUUGAGCCUAUUAGGGCCACCAGCUGCCCACAUGAGGACCUGUCUACUAUCACUAUGCAGGAGAGGGAGGUCAUAGAGUUAGAGACCCAAAACCCAGCCCCCUCCCUCUUUCCUGUAACUCAGCUGCCAUCAUAUUCUACAUUUUCCAUCUCAACCCUCAUGCGCUAGCCAUGGCAGGAGAGAGUGGUGGUGUCCAAGGAAUUGACUACAGCUCAGAAGGCUAAAGAAUGGCCAGGCAUGUCAUAUGUUUUGAAACCUGAGGUGCCAUUAGAAUCCAAGAUACUGGUAUCUAUUCACAUGGAAAGAUGCUUGUGACAUAUU